AUUUUAGGCACCGGAAGUUGAAGACAUGCAAGCUACUUCAGCUGAGCAUUAGUAACUGAAAAUGCCAAUUGAACAGAAUUUAUUGCAUAUGUUAUGUGACAGUAGCUAAAUGAUAUAACUGCUUCUAAUGUUAACUUCGUCCGUCUACUGUAGAGUUUGACCACCCGACCGGUCAAGUUGUUACCCAGCAGCAAAGCAACGGUCAAAGUUAAACAGUGUUAGCAACUAGCUAACGUUAGCCACAUUGGAACAGCUGAUGCAUUUGGUGUUGCAGAGAAGACAGUUCUUUUUCAAAAAUCAACAACUGGGGCUGUUGUAUGAGGUGCGAAACUGUUAGAUGGCAGCCCGACAACCCUUCACAGACUCAGACACUGCGGACGAAGCAGUGAGGUCGACUUGUGACGAUGCAACGACAUGCAAAAGGUAGCUAGCUAGCUAGAGUCAUAGCAUGUGCAAGCUGCUGCUUAGCUAGGUGAUCCGAAUUGCGACAUUGUAGCUGUGCGUUUGCAACACGUCAAUUGCCUGCCCCAGUUGUAGCCACCUGCUUACCAGCAACAUAAAACGUUUAUUUAUUGAGAAGAAAUAAUCAGCUUGCCAUUAGUGUUUAUUCAGAUUUUACACAGCAAAUGACACAACCAUAUUCAAUAAGACAUAUGUCAUAAAUGGGAGCGUAGUAUUUUUUUAAUACUGCAUUUGGACAUGCAAUACUUACCAUUUGUUUGAUUUUCAGAUAUGCAACCAGUAAAGGCUACUGGACGGACCCCUAUGUCCAGUAUUUUGUGAGGUCGGUAGGGGAACGAAAAGCUCCAGAAAUCAACAGAGGCAAGUCAAUGUUGGCCAGAGACAAAAACACAUUUGUUAAAUUUUUUUGCUUGAAGAAGGCUUGCUUAAUACUGUAUUACUAAAUCUCUGUUGUCUUCUGUUAGGUUACUAUGCCCGUGUGCAGGGAAUGAACCACCUCCUGGAUGCCUUCCUUAGGAAAACAGAGUGUGACUGUCAGAUAGUGAACCUGGGGGCAGGGCUGGACACCACUUUUUGGAGGUUAAAGGUACAGUCUAAUAAUCCCAUUAAAGAAAUGCAUUAAUCUUACAGUACAAUUCAUGCUUGGCCUUGGUUUUUACUUUCAUUGUCUUUCAUUUGUCAUUUUUGUGUUUUUAGGAUGAAAACCUCAUGCCUAGAAAAUACUUUGAAGUUGACUUUCCAAUGAUUGCUGCCAGGAAAAUACACAACAUAAAGUAAGGCAUUCUACUUUUCCUCUUUAGAAUAAUUCAAAUACAUCAGUUUUUGGUUUUAUUUGUUUUGAUGUCACUGUGGUCUCAGUAAUGUAAUGUCAGAAAUUGACCUGUAGAGGGAGGCAGAGCCUGUCUAUAAACACUUUUGGAAAUAGUCUGUCCAGCUACACUUGUAGUGUGAUAAUCUGUUCAUAAGAAACACAAUUUAGUGUGUAGUUAUAAUGUUGUACACCUUCUCUUCAGGACAAAACCACCGCUGUCAAAACCUCUCAUUGAGACCCACUCCACAGACUCACUAUUACUAGGUAAUGAAGUAAAAGACAUUGGCUGAUACAAAUCAACAUAAUAAUUGUAUGUAUUUGUUGUCUCUUAUGGUGACAUUUGAUAUUCACUUAGUCUUCAUUUGUAUUGUCUGUGUGUGUUUCAGAUGGCCACAGCCUAGACUCAGACAGGUACUGCAUCAUUGGUGCUGACCUCAGGGACAUCCCAGGCCUAGAUGACAAACUGAAGAAGUUCCACCUCAACCCAGAGUCAGUGAAAAUUACAUUAUAUUGAAUAUGUUUGGCCUAGCAUUCACCGUUGCACUAUUUUUAUUUAAUUUUGUUGGACAGCUUUGCAAGAGUGUAGCCCUAUCCAACCGUAUCAGAGGAUCACCAGUUUUGCUGUAGCUGUACAGUAAGGUGUUUGGUAUGGUAUUGAUGUCUUGGGCUGACAGUGUUCUUUCCCUGUACCUUACUUGUAUUUAUGGUCUUGGCUGACGUGGCUGAGUGUUCCGCAGUCAGUUCCUGAUGACGAUAAUCAUACACUUGGGUGCUCUUUGAUUUGCUAUCCUUUCCAUAUGUGCGUCAAAGAGCCCCAUCUCCUUUGAUCUCAGCCUAUGAGACUUGGAAAAGCCCCCAUACUCACUGGCCCAGUGUCAACCGAGGGUUCUGUUUUUCAUAGAGCUUAUUGUUUUAGUGCAUGUAUUCACGUCUUCCUGUGAGGUCUGGUCCACCAGCCAAGCCUCAAUGAUAUUAGAAUGAGUUUUUUUGUGGAUUCAAGUGUCUUCUAAAAUGUCCGCGGGUUGUGCCAAAGGCUCUGUGGAUGUGGUGUUUUAUGUCACAGAUUCUGACAUUCAAAGGAGAAAUUAAGAAGAUGAAAAGGAAUGUUGUCUAUUUCACCUUUGUUACAUGUAGGAUGCAUCCCAGACACAAAAUGUAUACCUUUUUUUUUACAUGCAGAACUGAUUGGGAAUCACCUGGCUUUUUCUAAAUUGGGGAAAUUUUGUUCUCCUCCUUCUAGGUUGCCUACGUUGUUCCUGUCAGAGUGUGUGCUGGUCUACAUGACUCCAGAUCAGUCGUCCAAGCUGGUGAACUGGGCCUCAGACACCUUCCACACAGCCAUGUUUGUCAACUAUGAGCAGGUAAAGGAUUAACAAGAUCAGACAGCGCUAUGGCGAGAUAGACUGCCUCUGCUGAUUCCAUCUAUAUUGCUGCACGUCUAGGCUAAUUGUUUCACUCUCUGUCUAGUUGAACAUGAUGGAUCGUUUUGGCCAGGUGAUGAUUGAGAAUCUGCAGCGUCGUCAGUGUAACCUGGCAGGAGUGGAGGUGUGUCAGUCACUGGAAUCCCAGGUACAGCACCCUCAACCUUACAGCAACUUUACAACAACACUUUAAAACACCUUCGUAUUAGAUCAGAAGUGACGUUACAGAAUGAGCUAAAUAAAUCUGAAGGCAACAGUGAUUAUGGGGCAUGGUUAGAUAAGGUUCACUUUGUGACGCAAACACUGUGUGUACAUGCUGAGUGGGUGCCUUCCAGGCCUGCAUAGAGCAACACUGUUGUGAUUAGAAGACCACAAUUCUGUGUUUACAGCAGUUCACCUACUCUGUGUCUCACAAAGACACGGCGGUUGGAACCAAAUAUCUAAAAUAUGGACUCAUCAGACCAAAGGACAGAUUUCCACCGGUCUAAUGUCCAUUGCUCGUGUUUCUUGGCCCAAGCAAGUCUCUUAUUCUUAUUGGUGUCCUUUAGUAGUGGUUUCUUUGCAGCAAUUUGACAAUGAAGGCCUGAUUCACGCAGUCUGCUCUGAACAGUUGAUGUUGAUGUGUCUGUUACUUGAACUCUGUGAAGCAUUUAUUUUGGCUGCAAUCUGAGGUGCAUUUAACUCUAAUGAACUUAUGCUCUGCAGCAGAGGUAACUCUGGUUCUUCCUUUCCUGUGGCGGUCCUCAUGAGAGCCAGUUUCAUCAUACCGCUUGAUGGUUUUUGCGACUACACUUGAAGAAACUUUCAAAGUUCUUGACAUUUUCCGUAUUGACUGACCUUCAUGUCUUAAAGUAAUGAUGGACUGUUCUUUCUCUUUCCUUAUUUGAGCUGUUCUUGCCGUAAUAUGGACUUGGUCUUUUACCAAAUAAGGCUAUCUUCUGGAUACCCACCCCUACCUUGUCACAACACAACCGAUUGGCUCAAACGCAUUAAGAAGGAAAUACAUUCUACAAAUUAACUUUUAACAAGGCACACCUGUUAAUUGAAAUGCAUUCCAGGUGACUACCUCAUGAAGCUGGUUGAGAGAAUGCCAAGAGUGUGCAAAGCUGUCAUCAAGGCAAAGGGUGGCUACUUUGAAGAAUCUCAAAUAUAAAAUAUAUUUUGAUUUGUUAACACUUUUUUGGUUACUACAUAAUUCCAUAUGUGUUAUUUCAUAGUUUUGAUGUCUUCACUAUUAUUCUACAAUGUAGAAAAUAGUAAAAAUAAAGAAAAACCCUGGAAUGAGUGUCUCCAAACUAUUGACUGGUACUGUAGGUACUCAAUCAUGACAAUUAAACGACAAAUCCCAAGUGUUGAUUUUGUGCAAGACAUGUCCUGAAGUGUUUGCAAAUGUUUGCAUUUGUAGAAAGAGCGCUUCCUAAAGACGGGCUGGGAGAAUGCAGAUGCUCUGGACAUGAUGACUGUGUACAGUGUUAUACCUCAGGAUGACGUGGCAAGGUAAGACAGUCUGUUACAUACAGUAGGCAAAACGUACGUAUCAUGUUAUUUCUCCGUUGUCAGUUUCAUAUUGUUUAGCGCAAAGUUUUUUUUGUUGGUUGUUGAAAACUCUCUUUAUUUAGUUUCUCCAUCUUUUUUAUACAGAAUAGAGCGUCUGGAAUUUCUGGAUGAGAAGGAACUUCUGCAGCAGCUCCUCCAACAUUACAGUAUCUGCUGGGCCACCAAGGACAAGCUAAAGCUAGGUACAUGUGGGUUAGAUUACUGCCACUUAAACAUUAUUUGUAAGUCUUUACACUUGGAUACAGAAUAUUGUUUUUAAUUUAUUCCCGCUGUUCAUUACAAGAUGACAAAUGACACGAUCGUCUGCUUGUUCCAGGACUCUCACAAGUUGCUUUCUGAACCUGGACUGGACCGUCUGUCUUAAGCCUGUUUCUCUGUGCCAUGAUCAACACCACCAUCAGAGGAAGAAGGAACCCAUUAACACCUUCACAUCAGACUCCAGUCCUGUCUGUCUUCUCUGCUUCAAAUAAAGUGUGGGAAACUACUGGCAUCAGCAGAGUUCUACUUAAUGUGUUUCCUUUGCAUCCCAUAAGUGCACCCACUGUCUCCCAGCAUGUUUUUGUGAAAGAAAAGGGAAGUUUGCGCUGGAAGUGUGAUAUGAAUGACAAGACAUUGGAAAGGACAGUAUCCCUAGCCUUCAUUUCAUUAAAUCCAUUUGUCUGAGAUGGCAUGGCCUGUUUCUAAUGUACCUUCAGAGAACAUUGAGCAAGUUUGCUGAAUUUUGGAGAAAAGUAAAAGCCGGACACCGGUCAAGUUUUUAAUGUGCCCUUGUGUUGUGAACUAAAAAGUGUUUGUAUGUACUAAGAAUUUAGAAAUGUAUUGCCAAGACCGAUAUUUUCUUAUGAAUAGAAAUGAAAAGUUAAUACAUCUUAAAGAUUAAUUUGAUUCAAUUAGGAAAUUGCUGGAUUUGCAGUAGCAAUAGAUACAUUAGCAUGUAACAAGGAUUCUAGUCUGAAAGAAAUAAGAGGGGCAUUUUCAAUCAGAGCAAAGCAAUUAAGUCCUUGCAGGUGAUACAACAAUACCAAUGACACGUCAAUGCAGGUCUAUAGAGGUUGCAUAAAGCUGUUAAUAUUUGUGUUUGAAAACCUGACCUCCAUCAUUUCAUUAAUAACUGUGGUCAACAGACUGUACAUUAGAUACCAUGAAAGUCCAUGUCAUUUCCACAUGGAUGACACAUUUAAUAGUUUGAGUCACCCUCUGAGUCCACUGUGUCCUGCUGGUCAGAUCCUGUGUUUUUACAGAGAAACAUUAACCCAAUAUGACCUUGUGUACAGUGAGGUAGAGAUACAGAUAGCAGCACUAGAGCACUGAAGAUUUAGUGAUGUUAGAAAAGAGAUUUUUAUAACACAAAUACAGUGUCCAGUUAAAGUCUACACACCCCUUGCACA
Coregonus sp. 'balchen' is the source of this 5639-nucleotide messenger RNA. Lineage: Eukaryota; Metazoa; Chordata; Actinopteri; Salmoniformes; Salmonidae. The record is from the annotation of a GenBank genome assembly.